Messenger RNA from Zingiber officinale, 799 nucleotides. RefSeq names its product protein SRC2-like. Gene Ontology annotation, biological process: defense response. Lineage: Eukaryota; Viridiplantae; Streptophyta; Magnoliopsida; Zingiberales; Zingiberaceae. The record is from RefSeq and is a predicted model, not a curated record. The transcript has a single exon. Bases 16 to 708 code for a protein of 230 amino acids.
UAUCCAUCGCCCAGUAUGCGGUCUUCCUCGUCCCCGAUUCCCCCUCUGCGAUCCCUGGCGGAAGGCUGGAAGCUCCGUCGAGGUCGGCCAGGCGAUGGGUUACCCGCCGUGGAAAAUCCGCUGAGAUCGGCCAUGGAUUACCGCACGCUGGAGAUCACAUUGGGCUCGGCCAAGGGCCUGAAGCAAGUCAACGUCUUCUCCAAGAUGGCUGUCUAUGCCGUCGUCUCCGUCUCCAGCGACCGCCGAUCGUCCCACCGCACGCCUUCUGAUCCGCACGGCGGGCGCAACCCUAUCUGGCAUUCGACCCUGCGCCUCGCCGUCCCCGCUGAAGGCGCCCUCUCCGGCAGCCACUCGCUCCACAUCCUCCUCCGCACCGAGCGCGCCUGCCCCCUCGGCGAUCGCGACGUCGGCGAGGUCCGCGUGCCCCUCGCCGAUCUGUUCAACUCGGAGGGAAACGAGGGACGGCGGAGCGUCCGGCACAUCAGCUACCAGGUUUGCCCGAUCGGGUCGGGCAGACCGAAAGGGGUGCUCAAUUUCUCUUACAAGCUCGGCGAGCGCAUCCCGGCGCCGGAUCCUGAUCCGAUCACCGACUUCGCCUACCCGUCCGCCGUGGACGCUCACGGCGCGCGGCCUUGCUACCGUGACAGCAGGCGAGCUCGUGACGGCGACGCUCCCCAUCUAGUCGCCCCCUAUUCGCCGCCCCUGUGAUGCAAAGGAAACGCCGGUACUUCAAUUGCGGUAAAAUCCCAAUGAAAAAUAAUUGCAACGAAUGAAAUCCAAUCGAUUCGAAUUUUAUUGA